Mizuhopecten yessoensis (Yesso scallop) is the source of this 823-nucleotide messenger RNA. RefSeq lists its product as uncharacterized. Lineage: Eukaryota; Metazoa; Mollusca; Bivalvia; Pectinida; Pectinidae. Bases 269 to 661 code for a protein of 130 amino acids. The record is from RefSeq and is a predicted model, not a curated record. The transcript is spliced from 2 exons.
CCACUCAAAACAAAGCACUAUCCCCUAAAUGAACGAUGAUGCAAUUCCUUCCAAUCUUGAAUAAGUAAAUGCAUCUUCAAAAGGCAGUAGAACAUACAUAAUACAGUUGUCGUUUUCCCUGGUUUCGAAUUGAUGGAUAAUUAUCAAACAUAUUAAAGUUUGAUAAUAUUAAAGUAUUUAAGAUGUGUAUACAUAUUCAUGAAACACUAAUUAGAAAGCGUUAAAUGAAUGCAUUCUAUGUUUCUAAUUCUUAGUUGAAUUGACGUUUAUGCAAACACCUCAAGAUGAAGAGAUUGUACGGAACCUCAUUGACGCAACAGAGCAGUUACUUCAAACACUUCCUAACCAUGUAGUGGAUAUCGGACGUCCAGGGCAGCGUCCAGAAGCCGACUCGCAUCGGUCGCAUCAAAUGAAAGUUGUCGCAUAUCUGAUCAAACAGAGAAAUGCAGCAGAAUUCGAAGAAAUGGAAAAGCGUGAACUAGAAACACUUUACAUCAUGUAUCUCACAAACAAUAGGUCUUUCCCAGACCUACCCUUUAAUAGGAAACACAUUGCCAUCAAUUUUACAAAAUAUCCUCAAUAUGUGAAAUGUUCUUUCUAUGAUGAUCGCCAAAAGGAUGUUUGGAACAAAUUCUUGGAGGAAUAUACCAGUUUCAAAUAAAGGUGUGACGUCACGGAUAAUAAAAAGACCAAAGUUUGAUAACAAUAACUAGCAAGUUCUUCGAUAUUUCGUAGUUGUUUCCGAUAUUUUGCACUUUCUGAAACGGUGUAAAUUGCGUCCGCUUCACAAUGACGUGACGUCACAUUGGUUGUUCCUAUUCGA